CGCGGAGGCCAGUGUUCCGACCCGUUUCCGGGCCCGUCUCGGUGCCGUCUGAGGCCCCGACCUGCGGAGAGCGGGCGCCGGGGCCGCAGCCUCGCGCCGGGGCCUGAGUGGUCGGAGUCCGCCGGGACGCAGAGGGCCGACCGCGCCCGGCCUGCUCCCACCGCCGCCCGCAGAUCUGUUUGCAUUUGAGGAGGAGCCGUAGUCCUGCCUCACAGCAUAAGGGAUGGGAUCAGAGAACAGUGCUUUAAAGAGCUAUACAUUGAAGGAACCGCCAUUUACCUUGCCCUCCGGACUUGCCGUUUAUCCUGCUGUGCUGCAAGAUGGCAAAUGUGCUUCGGUGUUUGUGUAUAAGAGAGAAAACGAAGACAAGGUUAACAAAGCUGCCAAGCACUUAAAGACACUUCGUCACCCUUGCUUGCUGAGAUUUUUAUCCUGUACUGUGGAAGCAGAUGGCAUUCAUCUUGUCACUGAGAGAGUGCAACCUCUGGAAGUGGCCUUGGAAACCCUGUCUCCUGCAGAAGUCUGUGCUGGAAUAUAUGACAUAUUGCUGGCACUUAUCUUUCUCCAUGACAGAGGACAUCUGACACACAACAAUGUCUGCUCAUCAUCUGUGUUUGUGAGUGAAGAUGGGCACUGGAAACUAGGAGGCAUGGAAACUGUCUGCAAAGUUCCUCAGGCCAUACCAGAGUUUCUCAGAAGUAUUCAGUCAGUAAGAGACCCAGCAUCUGUUCCUCCUGAAGAGAUGUCUCCAGAGUUUGCAACUCUUCCAGAGUCCCAUGGACAUGCCCGGGAUGCCUAUUCAUUUGGAACAUUGGUGGAGAACUUGCUCCCAAUCUUAAAUGAGCAGGUUUCAGCGGAUGUUCUCUCCAGCUUUCAGCAGACCUUGCACUCAGCUUUGCUGAAUCCCACUCCACAAUGCCGGCCAGUGCUCAGCAGCUUGCUGUCCCAUGACUUCUUCAGAAAUGAUUUUCUAGAAGUUGUGAAUUUCUUGAAACGCUUGACAUUAAAGAGUGAAGAGGAAAAGACUGAAUUCUUCAAAUUUCUACUGGACAGAGUAAGCUGCUUGUCGGAGGAAUUAAUAGCUUCAAGAUUGGUGCCUCUUCUGCUUAAUCAGCUGGUGUUUGCAGAACCAGUAGCUGUUAAGAGUUUUCUUCCCUAUCUACUUGGUCCCAAAAAAGAUAAUGCACCGGGAGACGCCCCUUGCUUACUCUCGCCAGCGCUGUUCCAGUCUCGGGUGAUCCCUGUACUUCUCCAGUUGUUUGAGGUCCAUGAGGAACAUGUGCGGAUGGUCCUGCUGUCUCACAUAGAGGCCUAUGUGGAGCAUUUCACUCAGGAGCAGCUGAAGAAAGUCAUCUUGCCACAGGUAUUACUAGGCCUGCGUGACACCAGCGAUGCCAUUGUGGCAAUUACUCUUCGUAGCCUUGCAGUGCUGGUGUCUCUACUUGGACCAGAAGUGGUUGUGGGAGGAGAAAGAACCAAAAUCUUCAAACGCACUGCUCCAAGUUUUACUAAAACUAGUGACCUUUCUCCUGAAGGUUCUCCCAUGCAUGCUGUCUGCAGUCAGCGGACUCAGCUCUCACAAGUGGUGGAGAACCCCUCCUCUACUGCAUUCCCUAAGUGUUUCCUUUCUGGCAAUAUGCCCAUCGCCAGCAGGAGGCACAUGAAGCAAGGUUGCUACAGCACUCUUCCACAGACAGGUGAUCAGUUUUCUCAUUUUAUUCAAUUCCCUAUGAAUGGGAUCUCAGAUGUGAAGAACAUCAGUGAAAAUUUCCCACCAGGCUCUAAAAAGUCUGAGGAGUGGCCUGACUGGAGUGAGCCUGAGGAGCCUGACAACCAAACUGUCAGUAUUCAGAUUUGGCCCCAAGAACCCUGUGAUGCCAAGUCACAGUACACUGACUUGAAUGCAGAGGUGGAAUCCUUGGAUGACUGUAAGCCCAGCAUAGGUACUGAAGUAAACCUAACAGCUGUGCCUGUUACCUCAGAGGAGCAGAAGCCCACAGCGGCUUUGCUUCCUCUUACUCAAGAAUCUAACCCUUUGAAAUUGAGUCCUUCCCAAAAGACCUGUCAUGUACAGAGUGGGGAUGUCAAGCUACCAAAAACGUCACAAGAAAGGCCCCUUAAGGUUCGAUCAGAACUUGGUUUAGGAGAAGAGUUUACCAUACAAGUAAAAAAAAAACCAGUACAAGAUCCUGAGUUGGACUGGUUUGCUGAUAUGAUCCCAGAAAUUAAGCCUUCAGGUACUUUUCUUAUUUUACCUGAGCUGAGGACAGACGUGAUGGUCCCUGACAAGGAUAAUAUAUCACCAGUGAUGCAGUUUUCCUCAAAGUUUGCUGCAACAGAAAUGACUGAGGGAGAGGCAGAAGGCUGGGGAGAAGGAGAGCUGAACUGGGAAGAUAACUGGUGACAAUGGGUAUGAGCUAAACAUGAGGAAGGAUUCCUUUUUAAGAAACUUUAUACCUCAGAAGCAGACUGCAUGGACAAGAAGGCCCAAAGGCAGCCUGUCUUCUUAUACCAGGAGCUCUUUUUGUUCUUUGUGCCAACUUG
Nannospalax galili (Upper Galilee mountains blind mole rat) is the source of this 2544-nucleotide messenger RNA. RefSeq names its product SCY1 like pseudokinase 3 (gene Scyl3). Lineage: Eukaryota; Metazoa; Chordata; Mammalia; Rodentia; Spalacidae. Gene Ontology annotation, molecular function: ATP binding; protein kinase activity. Bases 224 to 2404 code for a protein of 726 amino acids. The record is from RefSeq and is a predicted model, not a curated record. The transcript is spliced from 14 exons. Gene Ontology annotation, biological process: protein phosphorylation.